Messenger RNA from Nicotiana tabacum (common tobacco), 465 nucleotides. NCBI's taxonomy places the organism in Eukaryota, Viridiplantae, Streptophyta, Magnoliopsida, Solanales, Solanaceae. The record is from RefSeq and is a predicted model, not a curated record.
AUGGAGAAUCAAACACUUAAGUUGAAAGUGACCAAGGCUCUGUGGGAAUUACCUGAUCAUGGUUGGGUGAAAAUCAAUACAGAUGGGGCAUCUAUGGGAAAUCCAGGUAGGAGCUCGAUUGGUUUUGUAUUGCGUGGUGAGGAAGGUGAUAUAAGGUAUGAAAGGGGAAAGGAGAUUCAGGAGACUACUAAUACUGAAGCAGAAGCAGCUGCUAUUCUGGAGGCCAUGAGGUAUUGUGUGCAUCAUGGUUACAUCAACAUCCUAGUGCAAACUGAUUCGAUGCUGAUGAAGAAUGUGAUAGAAGGAACUUGGGAUCCACCAUGGGCAGUGGCUGCAUAUCUGGAAGAAAUAAAUGAGCUGAUGAGAAGGAGCAAUACUAGAGUCACAUACAUAAUGAGAGAGGGCAAUAAGUUAGCUGAUUACCUAGCUAACUGUGCCCUUGAUAAUGGGGACUUUGAAGCAUAA